This is a messenger RNA of Globicephala melas (long-finned pilot whale), 1299 nucleotides long. RefSeq names its product homeobox D3 (gene HOXD3). Gene Ontology annotation, biological process: anterior/posterior pattern specification; regulation of transcription by RNA polymerase II; embryonic skeletal system morphogenesis. Gene Ontology annotation, cellular component: nucleus. Gene Ontology annotation, molecular function: DNA-binding transcription factor activity, RNA polymerase II-specific; RNA polymerase II cis-regulatory region sequence-specific DNA binding. NCBI's taxonomy places the organism in Eukaryota, Metazoa, Chordata, Mammalia, Artiodactyla, Delphinidae. The record is from RefSeq and is a predicted model, not a curated record.
AUGUUAUUUGAGCAGGGUCAGCAGGCCCCGGAGCUUCCUGAGUACACGAUGCAGAAGGCUGCUUACUAUGAAAGCCCAGGACUCUUCGGAGGCUAUGGCUACAGCAAAGCUGCUGACACUUAUGGCUAUAGUGCCCCCCAUCAGCCUUAUCCACCCCCUGCUGCUGCCAACUCCCUGGACACUGAUUACCCGGGCUCUGCCUGCUCCAUCCAGAGCUCUGCACCUCUGCCAGCCCCAGCCCACAAGGGGGCUGAACUCAAUGGAAGCUGCAUGAGGCCUGGCACUGGGAACAGUCAGGGAGGUGGGGGUGGCAGCCAGCCUCCUGGUCUGAACUCAGAGCAGCAGCCACCACCACCCCCUCCUCCCCCACCAGCCCUGCCCCCAUCCUCGCCCACCAACCCUGGAGGUGGAGUACCUGCCAAGAAGGCCAAGGGUGGGCCCACUGCUUCUGGCUCCUCAGCCACCAUCAGCAAGCAAAUCUUUCCCUGGAUGAAAGAGUCCCGACAGAACUCCAAGCAGAAGAACAGCUGUGCCACUGCAGGAGAGAGCUGCGAGGACAAGAGCCCACCGGGCCCAGCGUCCAAGCGGGUGCGCACGGCGUACACAAGUGCACAGCUGGUGGAGCUGGAGAAGGAAUUCCACUUCAACCGCUACUUGUGCCGGCCACGCCGCGUGGAGAUGGCCAACCUGCUGAACCUCACCGAGCGGCAGAUCAAGAUCUGGUUCCAGAACCGGCGCAUGAAGUACAAGAAGGACCAGAAGGCCAAGGGUAUCCUGCACUCGCCGGCCGGUCAGUCCCCGGAGCGCAGCCCGCCGCUCGGCGGCGCCGCGGGCCACGUGGCCUACUCGGGCCAGCUUCCACCCGUGCCCGGCUUGGCCUACGACGCGCCUUCGCCGCCCGCCUUCGCCAAAUCUCAGCCCAACAUGUACGGCCUGGCUGCCUACACGGCGCCGCUCAGCAGCUGCCUGCCGCAGCAGAAGCGCUACGCGGCGCCCGAAUUCGAGCCCCACCCCAUGGCGAGCAACGGCGGCGGCUUCGCCAGCGCCAACCUGCAGGGCAGCCCGGUGUACGUGGGCGGCAACUUCGUCGACUCCAUGGCGCCCGCAUCCGGGCCCGUCUUCAACCUGGGCCACCUCUCGCACCCAUCUUCAGCCAGCGUGGACUACAGUUGCGCUGCGCAGAUUCCCGGCAAUCACCACCACGGACCGUGUGACCCUCAUCCCACCUACACAGAUCUCUCGGCCCACCACUCGUCUCAGGGACGCCUGCCCGAGGCCCCCAAACUGACGCAUCUGUAG